ACUACCAGGGGCGCUGGCGCGGGUACAGCGCGAGGACAGACCGCGAGCAGCCUGGGCAGCCUUUUUUAUGGGAGAUGGAGACUGAAUUAACUCACCCAGACUUCCCUAAAGUAGGCACGUUCCCAGUGGGUCACGAUCAAAGAAAGGAUAAGAGUCCGCGUGCUGGCUCUGCUAUUGGCACGCACUGAUACUGAAACGUAGUGAGAAUCGCUUGAAGUCAUCGCGAGGGGAGUAUUUUCGACCAUGUCACACAGCUCCUAUGGCAGGAUGUGGGCGGAGGCCCAAGGAGCCCUGGACGAGCUGCUGGAAGAUGAGGCCCCUACAGUGCAGCCUCCUCCUCAGAAAGACCACCUGCAGGUCUUCCAAACCCUGGCCAGCUUCUACCUACGCUACCUCCAGAUCUUCAGGGCUCUGGAGGCCGUCUAUGACCAGCUCGUUCAUCCUCAGAAGAGGCGCACGGUCCGACACGUCCUGGAGGGAGUGAUGGGAAGGCUGCUGGAGCUGAAGAAUGAUAUGGUAGACCUGGAGGCAUCAGAGUUUCACUACUUUGACGACAUGCUGCAAGACCUGAAGAUGACGCCUGAGGACCUUGAGGUGCCCAUCCCCCGGUAUUUCGUGAGAGAGAGGAUGAAAGUGCUGAAACAGAGGGAGAAGAUGUUGGCUCAUAUUCUGGCCAAGAGGGAACAGCUGCACCCAGAACCCGUGCCAGUCCAGACCAUGUCCAUGGAGAGGGCCGUGCGUGUGCUCCAGGUGAGCGAGCGCGCCCGACAGGGCCGACUUAGGGCGCACUUCAUGAAGCAGAUCACAGAGCAGGAGCGCAGGAGGCGGAGCCACGAGGGGUGUGGUCCCUGCAUGCCCCACCCACAGCUGGCAGCCACGCUCAUACAGAAGGUGUGGCGGGGUUAUCGACAGAGGAAGAAGACCAGUAAGGAACGUCUGGAUGAAAUGAUAUUUCUGGGCAUGGUAGCGCCUCGACCUCCGGUGUCCAGCCCUGCCGAGAAGCGGGCCUGGCAGGCGGAGCGCUCCAGGCGGCAGGUCCAGGAGCAGCACGAGGCCGAGUACCAGCAGGCUCUGGUCAAUCUUAAGGAGUCCGUUCGCUCGGUAGACGGGCCUGACAUCAAAGCAACACUGCAGGACCAGAUACGCCAGUGGUUCCUCGAGUGCCGAGAUGCUACUGGCUCAUUCCCUGAUUUCCCAAGUGUUGAAGAUGGGGGAUCAGCUUCCAUAUUUGCAGAGAAGACACCAGAACAGGUUGCCGCAGAGCUGGCUGCAAAGCAGGAAGAAAAAGAGGAGAAGAAGAAGAAGAAAUCCAAGGGGAAGCCAGACAAACGUGCUGGGAAAGACCGGAAAGAGAAGAAGAAAGAGAAGAAAAGGGGGGAGGUCAGCACCGAGGAGGACGGCUGGACGAUGAGGCCCAGCGGUUUCCUGAGCACCGUGAGCGAGGGAGCCAAGCUUUACCGAGAGGUUUGGCAGGCUCGAGAUGAAUGCUACAACUUUCCCCAGCGGUUUGACCCUCAGCUAGUGCGAGAGGAGAAGAGGCAGGAGGUGGAAGAGGAGAUCAGACUUCAGGUUGAUGAGCUCAUGAAGCAGGAGCUGGAGACGCUGAGGAUGGUGGUGGACCGGGACAAAGGCAGGACCAAGAAAAUGAGCAACAAGACCCAGAAAAAGAAAAAGAAGAAGGGGCAAAAGAAGAAAAAGAAGAAGAAGGGGAAGGAUCCGACGGCAGACAGGACCAUUGAAUCCCUGUAUGAAGAGCUGGCCAUGGAAGGCGUCCUGGUGCGUACCAUGAACAUCAAGAUGUCCGAGUAUCUAGGGGAGUACAGUUACCUGGCAACCAGUCUCAGGCAACGGGCGGUGGAGCCCAUGCCCUCUCUGUCCGACGUCAGACAGCUGGUGACCCUCUACGGUGUCCUCCCUCUGGGUUCCCAGAGCGUCCACGAGAGAGGGCCUCUGAUUCGCUCCCUACUCCUGGCCGGCCCCACGGGCGUGGGGAAGAAAACGCUGCUCCAUGCCCUCUGCACGGAGACCGGUGCCAACCUCUUCCAGCUCUCCAGGGCCAACCUGGUGGGCAAAUACCCGGGCCGGAGUGGUGUGCAGCUCCUCCUGCACAUGGUCUUCAAGCUGGAGCCCAGGAGGCUGAAGAGAGACCUGCCAAAGAUGGUGAAGUCCAUUAAAGCUGAGGACCGCAUCCUCCUGGUGGGAACUUCAUGCAGACCCUUCGACGCCGACCACAGGGCGCUCUGUAAAGUUUACAGAAAGAUUGUCCUGAUCCCCAGACCAGACUACGCCUCCAGACUAACUUUCUGGAGAGAGCUGCUCAUGACUAGAGGUGCUCAGCUGGGCCCAACCCUUGACCUGAGUUCCCUGGCAAAGGUCACCGAUGGCUACACCCCAGGUCACAUUCUGCGGGUGGCACAGAGCGUCCUGAGCGUCCGACGUCUCAGUGAGCAGGUCCGGAGGCCCCUGACGGCCGUUGAGUUCCUCCAGCCCCUCGCCAGGCAAGACCCGGUUUACAAAGAGGAGGAAGAGGCGUUCAAGGCUUGGUACAGCCGGACCCCUCUGGGCAAGCGGCGGGCACGUGCCAACGCGUCCAACCUGGCGGCCAUGCCAAGAACCAGGAAGAAGAAAAGUGGGAAAGACCUCAAGAACAGACGACAGGAGCGAGUGAAGAACGGAACACGGGAUCGGAGGAAGAAGACGAAGUGAACCCUUCAGCACAGCGUGUAGAGUUUUUCCAUUUAUAAGACCAUUAAAUUCAGUUUUUGAAUCAUUUUCACUUUUGUUACAGCUGAUACUUAAGUGAAAACCUUGAAACUGCAGACACUUGAAAACUGAAAACUGUUAUUUCUCUUUUUGGCCACCAGAGAGCAGCAUUGGUCUUUCCCACAGGCGUUCUCUCAAGUUUACUACCUCCUUUCAACGUACAGCUUAUUUAAUUGAAUAUGUAGGUUUUUAUCCACAUAAGACGCUACUAAAUAAAUUAGC
This is a messenger RNA of Electrophorus electricus (electric eel), 2985 nucleotides long. The record is from RefSeq and is a predicted model, not a curated record. Lineage: Eukaryota; Metazoa; Chordata; Actinopteri; Gymnotiformes; Gymnotidae.